AUGGUGCAAGGAAAGAAGAAAGGAAAGGGGAAAGUAAAGGUUCCACGUCCUAGCCUUGCUGCUCUGAACGAGAAAGCUUUUCGAGAAGAAGAACAGCACAUGAGGAAUGCUAUAAGAGAAAGUACAAGGCAGGCAGGUUUAAGCAUGUCGAGAGGCUUCAGGGCCUUGGUGGAAACAUCCGAGUCAAAAGAGGAAGAGUUUAUUGACAGGGCCAUGGCUCAGGCAAGAGAGAUGUUUCCUUGGUGUGAAGAGGAGGAUUCAGUGGCCAGUGAGGAUAUGGAGGAGGAUGGAGGAUCAGAGGAUGUGGAGGAUGAUGAGGCGAAUGAGACAGAGCACCAGGAAUCCGAAGAAGAGGAAGUGAGAGAUGAUGGCAGUGAGGAUGAGGGAGGUGCUGGACCAUCCAAGCAGCAAGGAAAGUCCUGCAAAAAACGGCCAAGGAAGAAAAGAGUCACUGAGCCAGACUCGGAUAAUGAUCCAGACCCGCCAUCUGCUUACCAAGGCGAUCAUGCCCCAGAUGAGGAAGGCUGGACAAGAGUCCUGGAACACAUCAGCAUCCGAGACUUCAAGGGAAAACAACCCGCUGGACCAACCUUUAGGAAAAAGAAGUUACCCAUCAACUACUUCUUGAAAUUCUUUCCGGUAUCCCUCUGA
Molecule: messenger RNA, 651 nt
Organism: Asterias rubens (European starfish)
Lineage: Eukaryota; Metazoa; Echinodermata; Asteroidea; Forcipulatida; Asteriidae
Product: glutamic acid-rich protein-like
Exons: 1
Coding region: 1-651 (216 amino acids)
Source: RefSeq, a predicted model, not a curated record